AUGGCCAACGGCGAUAGUUCCAAAAGAGGCUUUACCCACCUACUCUACUGGGCUGCAUCGGAACAUCUUUGCGCUUGCAGCGGUUGCGCCGAGACAGGUGUUUUGUUACGGAGCUGCAUGCUGAUGGACUCGACCGAGCAUCAUGUAGCCGUCUGCUGCGAGUACACAGCAGACGGCUACAUGCAUCAAAUGCCUCGUAACUCUCCAGAAUUGGGCCGGAUCCCUGAGAUGUCAGCCUCGAUUUCGCGCACGUCCAUUAACAUCUCAACCCAGCUCGUGGACGCGAACAGCGAUAACCCUCAGUCGGGCGAGGUUUUUUAUAUUGUCAUAGAGGGUGUUUGCUCUCGCAGCCUGAUCACCAUAAGAUGA
Messenger RNA from Parastagonospora nodorum SN15, 369 nucleotides. RefSeq lists its product as hypothetical. The transcript has 2 exons. The coding region runs from base 1 to 369 and encodes 122 amino acids. NCBI's taxonomy places the organism in Eukaryota, Fungi, Ascomycota, Dothideomycetes, Pleosporales, Phaeosphaeriaceae. The record is from RefSeq and is a predicted model, not a curated record.